Messenger RNA from Venturia canescens, 1143 nucleotides. It is a transcript of the gene Miox, whose product is annotated as Myo-inositol oxygenase. Gene Ontology annotation, biological process: inositol catabolic process. The record is from RefSeq and is a predicted model, not a curated record. The transcript is spliced from 6 exons. Gene Ontology annotation, molecular function: inositol oxygenase activity; iron ion binding. Gene Ontology annotation, cellular component: cytoplasm. Bases 100 to 990 code for a protein of 296 amino acids. NCBI's taxonomy places the organism in Eukaryota, Metazoa, Arthropoda, Insecta, Hymenoptera, Ichneumonidae.
AAUGACUCCGAUUUAUAAAGUCAACUCGCUCUUAGGACUCUUUCAGUUUAUUCGUUAUUCUCGAUCGAGAACGUCACAUAGUUUUGUUUAUAUGCAAUCAUGUCGUCCAAAGUAGCCUCCCAGCAUGGCCAGAUCGUCAACAUCCUCGACCCGUCAGAGAAGCUUCGACCGGAGGCCGUUUAUGCGGGAAAAUUGGAGAGUCAGUUCAGAAAUUACUCCGAAGAUCCAACCGACCCAAUUAAGGAAAGAGUACGAAGAACUUAUCACGCGAUGCACACCAACCAAACCGUCGAUUUUGUGCGAUCUCAAAUGGCAAAGUGGCUGAAAUUCGAUAAAUUCAAAAUGAACGUUAAAGAUGCUCUCGUAAAACUGAACGAUCUCGUCGACGAGAGCGAUCCGGACACGAGCAUGCCCAACAUCGUUCACGCUUUUCAAACCGCCGAAUCCAUACGAGAAAAUCAUCCCGACUUGGACUGGUUCCAUCUCGUUGGACUUAUACACGAUCUUGGAAAAGUAAUGGCCUUUUAUGGGGAACCCCAAUGGUCAGUAGUCGGCGACACUUUUCCAGUGGGUUGUGCCUGGGCAGAUUCAAUCGUUUACAGAAACAAUAGUUUCGAGGAUAAUCCCGAUGGUCAAGAUUCACGUUACAACACUAAAUAUGGAAUUUACAAGCCCUCCUGCGGCAUCGACAAUCUGAUGAUGUCCUGGGGACACGACGAGUAUCUCUACCAAGUUCUCAAACACAACAACACGACAAUACCCGAAGAAGGUCUCGCCAUGAUCAGAUAUCACUCUUUUUAUCCCUGGCACGCGGGUGGCGAUUACCAACAUUUUACUACCCAAAAAGAUCGCGAUAUGCUUAAAUGGAUUCGAGAAUUCAACAAAUACGAUCUGUACACGAAAAGCAGCAAAGUCCCGGAAAUCAACAAAUUGUGGCCGUACUAUGAAAAACUCAUUGAUAAAUAUCUGCCGGGAAUUCUCGAAUGGUGAAAAAAAAACACUUGUCGACGGACAUCGAAAAAUAAACUGAGCCGGAACGAAAUUUUUAGCGUUUGACGUACGAAAAAAAAUAUACGAAAAUGAUUUUCUAACAAUUUUUAUCCAAAUCAAUAAAAAUACUAAUAAAUAUUUAAUAUUCAAUAA